CCGAAAGCCCCUUCAAGCCGCCGGCACCAGCCUUGAGAAACCUGUAGGAAAAGCUUGGUUUUGCCUUCCUUUUCUUGUUCAAAAACCAGAUUUGGAGCCUUGAAACUUUCCCCCCUCUCUACAGAAAUUCGAAUAUGCCUUGCUCUACUCCUCACCGUCGGCUGCUCCUGCUUUGUGGGGGCGAAUUGCUUUGAUUUUCUGAUUGCGUGAAUUGCCCCUACACUUGCCGCCGGCUUCUGCCCCUGCCAAGUCCGGUUCUGCAGCUGGAAAUUCUGGUUCUUGAUCAUUCUGUCAGUUUAGCACUAAGAUCGAGUCUUCGAUUUUAUGCGAAUUGAGUGAUUGGUGAAUUAUGAUUUUUCUGUUAACUUCAGCCUGUUUUGUCUCCGAUGUGGUCAUGUUAUUAAUGACCCUGCUAGUGGGGGUUAAACGCUAGCACAUGUCGACAUGUUAGUGAUAAAGCCGGUUCGUACGAGUGACCUUGCUAGUGGGGAUUAUACACCAGCAAAUAGUAUGCCUGCCAGUGGGAGGUUUAUAACACUGGCCAUGACCUAUAGAGGAGACGUCUAUUUCAUUCUCGUACUUUUUUUCUUGUCCACCAUUUCAGGAAGUGAAACCGAGGAUGGGGAAAUCACGGGAAGUGACAAGUUAGAAGGCUAGCCAUAUUGUAAUUGGAUAUGAAAUUUUAGAUAUAACUCAUGAUUUUAAUCUUAUCUUGAACCUUGUCUAGAGUAAAGUCAUGUUAGCAUCCUUUUCUUGAAAAUCAAUUGAUAUUUGGUUUUUGGAAUCUAUUUUGAAUUGUCCUUGAAAGCCAUUCUUGUCCUGACUCUUGCUCUUGCUCAAAUUCUGUAUACUGCUCUUGCUCAAAUCCUGCAUAUUUUGCUAGUUCUUGUUUUAGUAUACUUGUUGAUCUUGUUGAUUUUUUAUUUUUGUUCAUAUGGACACCUCUUUAGGAGGGGUGAUGAUUAUUAGAAAAUGCCUAUAUGAGGCAUCCUGAUUCUUGUCUCUUACAAGUGUUAAUCUCUGUGUUCUUGAGGUCUUAGCUUUGACUUGACUCUAAGAUGUCUAGGAUGACUUGAUUGUAACUCUGCUUAGCCUCCAUAGGCUACGAGGUGAAGGGGUAGUCUUUGAAGUACCUGAUGCCCUAGAGUUUUGUUCCAAGAGAAAUGAUUCUUUAUCUAGCUGCUUUGAUUUUUGUUUGCCCUUUUAAUUGGAAGACAUGAAUCUUCUAAGCAUCUUGAUCCCAACCAUUGCUUUGUUCUGUUAAUUAAUUCUAGUACUUGAGUAUUCUUCCAAGCAUUCAUAUUUUCCAUUGAUUUUAUUCUGUUGUAAUUCUUGAGAUUCUUACAUGUCAUUUGAUGGAUCUAGCUUUUAACUCUUGUUAAUUGCUAAAAUCUGUUUCUUGAUUCCAGUUAUUUUGUUAAACAUAAUCUUGCUUAUUGGUUAACCUUGUUGUGGCAGAAUUUGUAAGGUAUCCAUGCACUCGUUCAUUCAUUCAUGAUCAAUAUAUCCAUUGGAUGCUUAUCUGUCUUUAAUAAAGCUCAAAGUUUUGU
This is a messenger RNA of Rubroshorea leprosula, 1550 nucleotides long. The record is from the annotation of a GenBank genome assembly. Lineage: Eukaryota; Viridiplantae; Streptophyta; Magnoliopsida; Malvales; Dipterocarpaceae.